This is a messenger RNA of Raphanus sativus (radish), 1976 nucleotides long. RefSeq names its product DELLA protein RGL3. Gene Ontology annotation, cellular component: nucleus. Gene Ontology annotation, biological process: negative regulation of seed germination; response to ethylene; salicylic acid mediated signaling pathway. NCBI's taxonomy places the organism in Eukaryota, Viridiplantae, Streptophyta, Magnoliopsida, Brassicales, Brassicaceae. Gene Ontology annotation, molecular function: DNA-binding transcription factor activity; sequence-specific DNA binding. The record is from RefSeq and is a predicted model, not a curated record.
GAGCAACACAUGGCUUAAGUAUAAUGUGGCCUGUCUCUGUUCCUUAUCUCUUUACUUGCACACUCUCCAGGUCCCUCACUGCCCUCAUUGGACCUCUCUCUCUUCCUCUCUCGUGUUUAAAUUCUUCUCCUCUGUUUCUCCUUUGUUUCCACACUUUUGUUUACUAAUUCUAACACCAAUAAUUUCAUUCCAUACCAAUAACCACAAACCAACCGACCAAAGGAAAAAAACCAUUCUUGAUUAUGAAGAGAAGCCAUCAAGAAACUUCUCUAGAAGAAGCUCAUUCAAUGGGCAAGAAGCUAGAAGACGACAACAUGGACGAGUUUCUGUCUGCUAUAGGGUACAAAGUUCGAUCUUCCGACAUGGCGGACGUUGCACAGAAGCUUGAGCAGCUCGAAGUGGUUCUGUCCAGCGAUGACGUUCUUGUCUCUAACGCAUUAAACGACACCGUUCAUUACAAUCCCUCUGAUCUCUCCAGCUGGGCCGAGACCAUGCUCUCCGAGCUUAACUACUACCUGCCUUCUCCGGAUCUCAACCCGACCCUGAUGUACAACCCGAGAUCAGAGGACGACGAGUGCUGCAGCACCACCACCACCACCAACAACAACAAGAGGAUCCGACGACUCGGUCCCUGGUGCGACUCGCUGAGCAGCGAGUCAACUCGUCCCGCGGUGAUGCUCGGCGUCAACUACUCGCAGGAGACCGGAGUCAGGCUCGUCCAGGCCCUGGUGGCAUGCGCCGAGGCGGUCCAGCAGGAGAAUCCGAUCCUCGCCGACGCGCUCGUGAAACGCGUGGCAUCGCUCGCGGCUUCUCAGGCGGGAGCGAUGGGGAAAGUCGCCGCCUACUUCGCCGAAGCGCUCGCUCGUAGGAUCUACCGGAUCCACCCUCCCUCCCCCGCCGCCGCCUCCGUCGCCGACGAUCCUUCCUUCGAGGAGAUUCUCCAGAUGCACUUCUACGAGUCUUGCCCUUACCUGAAGUUCGCGCAUUUCACGGCGAACCAGGCGAUUCUAGAAGCAGCCGCGACGGCGCGUGGCGUGCACGUGAUCGAUUUUGGGCUCGGCCAGGGGAUGCAGUGGCCGGCGUUGAUGCAGGCUCUAGCUCUCCGUCCCGGCGGUUCUCCGUCGUUCCGUCUCACCGGCGUCGGAGGUGAUGGGUUUCAGCAGCUAGGUUGGAAGCUAGCUCAGCUGGCUCAAGCCAUCGGCGUCGAAUUCGAGUUCAAAGGUCUAACCGUAGAGAGUUUAACCGAUCUCGCCGGAAUGUUCGAGACCCGACCGGAAUCAGAGACUGUAGUGGUUAAUUCGGUAUUCGAGCUCCAUCCGCUUUUAGCUCGACCCGGUUCGAUCGAAAAGCUGUUGGAGACGGUUAAGGCGGUUAGACCGAGCAUCGUAACGGUGGUGGAGCAAGAAGCGAACCACAACGGCGCCGUUUUCUUGGAGCGGUUCAACGAGGCGCUCCACUACUACUCGAGCCUGUUCGACUCGCUCGAGGACGGGGUCAUGAUACCGAGUCGAGACCGUCUCAUGUCGGAGGCUUACUUAGGGAGACAGAUCCUGAACGUCGUUGCUGCGGAAGGAACCGAUCGGAUCGAGAGGCACGAGACGAUGGAUCAGUGGAGGAAACGGAUGGGAUCCGCCGGGUUUGACCCGGUUAGUCUCGGAUCGGACGCGUUUAAGCAAGCGAGUUUGUUGCUGGCGCUGUCCGGCGGCGGAGAUGGGUAUAGAGUGGAGGAGAACGAGGGGAGUCUAAUGCUUGCGUGGCAGACGAAACCGCUUAUCGCUGCAUCGGCGUGGAAAGUCAGUGACGUGGCGGCGGAGUGGCGGCGGUAGAGGAUUACGACAUAAGUUGUCAGAACUUAAAAACAUAUAAUAAAAAAAUUUGCAAAAUCGUGACCUUUAUGUUCUUGUUUUACUGUGGCUUACCCCAUAAUUUCGUUUUAUGACUAUUUCGCCUAUAAUUUUUCUCCCGCAUUUUCCGUA